Messenger RNA from Stomoxys calcitrans (stable fly), 903 nucleotides. RefSeq names its product transmembrane protein 192. The record is from RefSeq and is a predicted model, not a curated record. NCBI's taxonomy places the organism in Eukaryota, Metazoa, Arthropoda, Insecta, Diptera, Muscidae. The coding region runs from base 98 to 823 and encodes 241 amino acids. Gene Ontology annotation, cellular component: lysosomal membrane; late endosome. The transcript has 6 exons.
UUGUGAAUCAUAGAACAGAACAAAGGCAAACGUUAAAUAUUCCCGGCUAUAUUUUUUAUCUGUUGUUUCGAAUCGUCAUAAUUGAUUGGAACUGGCAAUGGACUCGCAAAAUAUGGAUGAUAUUUCGGUCACAGACAUUGAGCCUAUCUUGACAUCUUCUGGAAAUGAAUUUAAGAAAUUGAAAACAAUUCCGGCAAGUUGCAUCCACCUUUUAAUUGCAAUAAUUUUCCUACUUGUGGCCAUAGUCUUAGUGUUUAUAUGGCCGGAAGAGAAAAAUGCCCAGGCUUGUUUUAUUUUGACAACCUGUCGAGGGGUCUUAUGGAUAAUAACCCUUCUCUUUAAUUCCUUUUUACAAAGACAUCACAAUAAUUUAAGAAUGAAUGGGUUUCACGAUUUUCAUCGUACCAUGGUGAAGCACAAUGGGAAAGCUUUUUGUGUGGUAUCUGGUUUCAAUACGAUUUUGUUGGUUAACCUUUCGAUUAUUUUUCAUAAUUAUGGUAAUCUUGUAUGGAAUUCAUGGUUUACCCCAGUUACAUCCAUAGUGGCUGUUUUGCUUUUGGAACUUUUUAUUUUGAUAACAACGCAUGGACUCUACAUAGUUCAAGUUUAUAAUUUUAACAAGAGCGCCAGCAGUCCUGAUGCUUUACUGGGAUCCAAUAUGCCUGCAGGCUCUUUGGGUUUAAUGCAACCGGAUGGCAAUGUGGCAGAGCUUUUAGAAAAACAGGCUGAUUUAAUAGCUUACCUUAAGGAUCACAAUCAGAAAUUGAAUCAAAAACUGCAUUCAAUGCAAUUGACUACACGAGCUUCUAGCUAUAACCGUUGAUAAAAAUAAAAUCCAUGACACAAUGGCCAAAAGGGUUUAUUCUUUAUUAAAUUUUAUCAAUUAAAAAAAAAGUUAAUUUA